GAUAUUGUUUGUGCAACUCUUUAAAUAUUUAACAUGUGCUUGCAUUGUAAAAGCGGGGUUAAACGUCAAAUCCGCUAGAUGGGGGAGUUCAGUUUCUCACAACCUUUCAGAGGCUUUACUGUAACCGGCUAUUUUGUCUCUUACCCUUAUUAUGCUUUAAGUCAAAUUUUUGAUUUAAUUGUUCCUUUUAAAUUCUAGAUAUAUUAUAUACUUUUUGUUUAUUGUGCUAUCAAAUUUAGGUGAUAUUUCAACAAUGGCAAAUUCAAUGACCAGAAUCGUUUCAGCUUUACUCAACAGCAGCAAAGGCGCAGAGAAAUUACUUACUAGCCGUUUAAUCCAUUCAACCAGUCCAGUGUACAAUGCAGAUGUGAAAGAAAAUUAUAUAAAAUGUACUCUAAUUCCUGGAGAUGGUGUAGGUCCUGAAUUGUGUCAAGCUGUUAAAGAAGUUCUUGCAGCCAUGCAAACUCCGGUUGUAUUCGAGGAAAUGUUUUUAAGUGAAGUGAAUCCAACAAUGAGUGUCCCUCUCGAACAGGCUAUCAACUCUAUCCACAAGAAUAAAAUUGCUCUGAAAGGGAUUUUAUCUACUCCUUUUAGUAGUUUAUCUGGUGAAUUACAAUCGCUGAAUAUGAAGAUUCGCCGUCAAUUGGAUCUUUUUGCUAAUGUGGUUCAUGUAAAAAGUUUGAAUGGAAUCCCAACAAGACAUAAAAAUUUAGACUUUAUUACCAUUCGAGAGCAAACUGAAGGUGAAUACAGCGCAUUAGAACACGAAAGUGUUCCCGGUGUCAUUGAAUGUAUGAAAAUUAUUACUGAAGCGAAAUCACGACGAAUUGCCAAAUUUGCUUUUGACUAUGCGACAAAACAUGGCCGUAAAAAGGUCACUGCCGUACACAAAGCAAAUAUCAUGAAAUUAUCUGAUGGACUUUUCCUUAAAUGUUGUGAAGAAACAGCUCAAUUGUAUCCAUCAAUCAAAUUUGAUUCAAUGAUUAUUGACAAUACCUGUAUGCAGCUGGUUUCACAUCCACAUAAAUUUGAUGUCCUCGUGAUGCCCAAUCUUUAUGGUAAUAUUAUUGAUAAUUUAGCUUCAGGUCUAGUUGGAGGUGCUGGAGUUGUUCCUGGAGCAAGUUACAGCUCUGAUUGUGUCAUCUAUGAACCCGGUGCAAGGCACACUUUUGGUCAAGCUGUCGGAAAAAAUAUCGCUAACCCAACUGCAAUGAUAUUAUGUGCUACUAAAAUGCUGUGGCAUGUAAAUCUUCACAGUUACGCAAGAAGACUUACUGAUGCACUUGAAAAGGUUAUUAAUAGUGGUAAAUCCAAGACUCGAGAUAUGGGAGGUUAUGCCAGUACCACUGACUUCACAAGAGCCGUAAUCAGUAACAUAUCUUUCGAGUAAAAUCAGUUUUAGGCAAAGAAUAAAAGAAGCUCAAUAAGUGAGCUUGAUAUUAUGAAAACAGACAUUGUUCGUGAUCAUCAUCCUUUAUACAUGAAAGUUGUGGCCAAAAUUUUUACAAUGACUUGUAUUUCCAUGACUCUGAAUAAUAACUUUUUGCUAAUUUA
Messenger RNA from Tetranychus urticae (two-spotted spider mite), 1554 nucleotides. RefSeq names its product isocitrate dehydrogenase [NAD] subunit beta, mitochondrial. Lineage: Eukaryota; Metazoa; Arthropoda; Arachnida; Trombidiformes; Tetranychidae. Gene Ontology annotation, molecular function: magnesium ion binding; oxidoreductase activity, acting on the CH-OH group of donors, NAD or NADP as acceptor; NAD binding. Gene Ontology annotation, biological process: tricarboxylic acid cycle; isocitrate metabolic process. Gene Ontology annotation, cellular component: mitochondrion. The record is from RefSeq and is a predicted model, not a curated record.